AUGCAAAUCUUCGUAAAGACUUUGACUGGCAAGACCAUCACUUUGGAGGUCGAAAGUUCCGACACCAUUGACAAUGUCAAGCAAAAGAUUCAAGAUAAGGAAGGUAUUCCCCCAGACCAACAACGUCUUAUCUUCGCUGGUAAGCAACUCGAAGAUGGUCGUUCUUUGAGCGAUUACAACAUCCAAAAGGAAUCCACCCUUCACUUGGUCCUCCGUCUUCGUGGUGGUAUCAUUGAACCCUCUCUCAAGGCCUUGGCUUCCAAGUACAACUGUGACAAGAUGAUCUGUCGUAAGUGUUAUGCUCGUCUCCCUCCUCGUGCUACCAACUGUCGCAAGAAGAAGUGUGGCCGUACCAACCAACUUCGUCCCAAGAAGAAGCUCAAGUAA
Mucor velutinosus is the source of this 387-nucleotide messenger RNA. RefSeq lists its product as uncharacterized. Lineage: Eukaryota; Fungi; Mucoromycota; Mucoromycetes; Mucorales; Mucoraceae. The record is from RefSeq and is a predicted model, not a curated record. Gene Ontology annotation, biological process: protein ubiquitination; modification-dependent protein catabolic process; translation. Gene Ontology annotation, molecular function: structural constituent of ribosome; ubiquitin protein ligase binding; protein tag activity. The coding region runs from base 1 to 387 and encodes 128 amino acids. Gene Ontology annotation, cellular component: ribosome; cytoplasm; nucleus. The transcript has 3 exons.